AUGCUCGGUAGGGCGGCUGGCAGGAGGAGCUACAGCCCCUACUCGGCAGGGCGCCGCGGGACGGGCAAAGCCAACUCGCCCAAACGCUCCCUGGACUCGCUGCCCCACGCCCCCGCCGUGUGGCUGACGGACCAUUCCCGCAAGGACUGCCUGGAAGCUCCUGGCUCCAGCCUCGGGGAGCUGCCCCCUGCCAGCUCCAAGCUCAGCACCAGCCCCAGUGCCGUGGGCACCCUCAAGCGCCCCACCAGCCUCAGCCGCCAUGCCAGCGCCGCCGGCUUCCCCCUCACCGCAGCGGGACCCCGGGCUGUGCCCAAGGGCCAGAAGACCCCCGCGUCCUGCAGCCCCACGGACGGAGGGGAGGGGCCCUUCAUCGACACCGAGGACAUCUCCCAGCUGCUGACAGAUGUUGCCCGCUUUGCCGAUGCCCUGGAGAAGCUGCGGGACGUGGUGCUGCGGGAUGACCCCAAGGAGCCCCCCCAGAGGCCACUGGCCCACGAGUGCCUGGGGGAGACGCUGCGCAUCCUGCGCCAGGUCAUCAGCAAGUACCCCCUGCUCAACACCCUGGAGACCCUGACAGCUGCUGGGACCCUCAUCUCCAAAGUCAAGGGUUUCCAUUACGAAGCCAACAAUGAGUCAGACAAGAGGGAGUUUGAGAAGGCUGUGGAGACCAUCGCUGUGUCCUUCAGCAGCACGGUGUCUGAGUUCCUCAUGGGGGAGGUGGACAGCAGCACCAUCCUCUCCAUCCCACUCAGUGACCAGAACCAGCCCAUGGAGAGUCUCUAUGGGGGGAUCCCAGGGCCUGGAGGAGUUGGCAUGGGGACCUACGACACAGGCCGACCUCCUGCUGAGGAAGUGGAUGUGCUGCUGCAGCGCUGCGAAGGAGGGGUGGAGGCUGCCCUCCAGUACACCAAAAACAUCUCCAAGUACAUGAAGGACCUCAUUGGCUACCUGGAGAAAAGGACCACACUGGAGAUGGAGUUUGCCAAAGGGCUUCAGAAGAUGGCAAACAGCUGCAAGCAAACCAUCAGCCAGGAGGCCAAUAUGCCCUUCCUGUCCAUCUACCUGUUGGCCCUGGAGCAGGACAUGGAGCAUGGCACCUCGGUUCUGCAGGCUGCCAACACCCUUCAGAACCAAACCUUCCUCCAGCCCCUGGCGCUCAGACGCCUGGAACACGAGAAGCGGCGGAAGGAGAUCAAGGAACAGUGGCACCGGGCACAGAGGAAGCUGCAAGAGGCUGAGGGGAACCUGCGCAAGGCCAAGCAGAUUUACAUGCAGCGCAGCGAGGAGCACGACAAGGCCAAGUACAUGGCAGUGAAAGCAGAGGAGGAGCAGCAGAACACCACCAGCAGCAUCACCACCAAAACCCUGGACAAGAAGAGGAGGCUGGAAGAGGAAGCCAAGAACAAGGCAGAGGAGGCCAUGGCCACCUACCGAACCUGUGUGGCAGAUGCAAACACCCAGAAGCAGGAGCUGGAGGACACUAAGGUGAACUCCUUGAGGCAGAUCCAUGAAAUGAUCAAACAGAGCGACCAGGUCAUCAAAACGGCCACCAUCUCCUUCUACCAGAUCAUGCACAUGCAGACAGCUCCACUGCCUGUCAACUUCCAGACUCUGUGUGAGAGCAGCAAGCUGUACGACCCCGGGCAGCAGUAUGCCUCCCACGUGCGGCAGCUGCAGCGCGGCGACGAACCUGACAUCCAGUACGACUUCGAGCCCUACGUGUCCCACAACGCCUGGUCUCCCUUCACCCGGGCACGGAAGGGCAGCUUCAGCUCCAAUGACUUCCCCGCAGCCGCCGGCUCCGAUGGGAUUGGGCUGCCCAAGGAUGGGAGCAGCUUGGAAGGAGCCAAGGAGCAGCAGAGUGGAGCUGAGAGGAGAGGUGGGAGGGGGCACCAGGUCCAUAAAUCGUGGCCAACCUCUGUUGCUGAAGGUGGCAGCAGCCUGGAUUCAAGCACAGGUGAACUCCAGAGGCUCUCUUCCAAUGGCACCAUGUCCUCCAGUGAGGAGCUGGAGGAGAAGGAUGAGACCAGCACCCCCUUUGAGCAGAGCAUCAAUGGGAUGACCUCAGAGCUGGCAGCUCCCACGGGGCCCUUCCGAAACGUUGGCUUGUCCAAGGCUGCCCAGACCCACAGGCUGAGGAAGCUGCGAGCCCCUUCCAAGUGUCGGGAGUGCAACAGCUACGUCUACUUCCAGGGAGCAGAGUGUGAGGAGUGCUGCUUGGCCUGCCACAAGAAGUGUCUGGAGACCUUGGCCAUCCAGUGUGGGCACAAGAAGCUCCAAGGGAAGCUGCAGCUCUUUGGCCAAGACUUCACAGCAGCAUCUCGGAGCAGCUCGGACGGAAUUCCCUUCAUCAUCAGGAAGUGCAUCUCCGAGAUCGAGAAGAGAGCCAUGAAGACCAAGGGCAUCUACAGAGUCAAUGGUGUCAAGACUCGUGUGGAGAAGCUUUGCCAGGCCUUUGAGAAUGGGAAGGAGCUGGUGGAGCUGUCCCAGGCCUCCCCCCAUGACAUCAGCAAUGUCUUGAAGCUCUACCUGAGACAGCUGCCAGAGCCCCUCAUGCCCUUCCACCUGUACAACAAGCUGAUGGGGCUGGCCAAGGAGAGCCUGCAGGGCACUGAGGCCAAGGGCAGGGGCGGGAAGGGAGGACCUGAGCUGGUGGACAAAGGAGCAGACACCGACAAGGUGGUGGUGAACCUGGUGCUGAAGCUGAAGGAGCUGCUGAAGGAGCUCCCCCGGGAGAACUUGGCCACCCUGCAGUACCUCCUGCAGCACCUGAGGAGGAUCGUGGAAGUGGAACAGGACAACAAGAUGACCUCAGGCAACCUGGGCAUCGUCUUUGGGCCCACACUGCUGCGCCCAAGGCCCACAGAUGCCACCAUCUCCCUGUCCUCCCUGGUGGACUACCCCCACCAGGCUCGCAUCAUCGAGGCUCUCAUCAUCUUCUACUCCACCAUCUUCGAGAAGGAGCCCAUGGCCCUGGCUGCCCCCAGCAAACACCCCACGGACAGCAGGGAGGAGGCAGCCAGCCCUGACCUGGUAGGAGCAGAGCAGCUCCACCCAGGCUCCCAGGCUGCAGCUCCUCCCGGCAGCGUCUCCUACCUGGAGCUGCCUUCGGAGAAGGGCAGUUCGGACUUCAGCACCGAUUCCUUCGCAGAGCCUGGGGACCGCUCCGUCGACUCCGACUCGGAGCUGGAGGACGCUGGGGAGCUGCUGGGUGCGGACCCCCGAGCGCAGCUGAUGAAGCAGGAGAGCGAAACCAGCACGGACGAGGCUCAGUUCUGCGAGGAGGGCAGCGAGGGGCAGCGGAGCCGCAGCUGCAGCGUGGGGCAGUCGGACACGGAGGGUCCUGCUCCGAGCUGCUGCAGCCCCCCGGGGGAGGAGCAAAGCGAUGCCGAAUGA
Molecule: messenger RNA, 3396 nt
Organism: Indicator indicator
Lineage: Eukaryota; Metazoa; Chordata; Aves; Piciformes; Indicatoridae
Gene: ARHGAP45
Product: Rho GTPase activating protein 45
Exons: 24
Coding region: 1-3396 (1131 amino acids)
Biological process (GO): signal transduction; activation of GTPase activity
Cellular component (GO): membrane
Molecular function (GO): GTPase activator activity
Source: RefSeq, a predicted model, not a curated record